Molecule: messenger RNA, 1863 nt
Organism: Stylonychia lemnae
Lineage: Eukaryota; Ciliophora; Spirotrichea; Sporadotrichida; Oxytrichidae
Source: the annotation of a GenBank genome assembly
AUGGAAAAUAGUGAACUCGAUAUUCAAGCAUCUAUAGGCUUCCAGAGUAAUAUUUUACAUUCUGAAUUCUAACGUAUUAAAGGCUAAUUCAAAGACUGCUUUAAAAUUCAUCCCUCAAAUGAUUUUUGCAUCUAUGCCAUUGGCUCUCAAGUAGUGAUUAAAAGUCUACUAGUAGACAACUCCUAUCAGUAUCUCAAGGGUCAUGAUGGGAAAGUAAACAUUAUAACCAUUUCAUAAUCGGGAAAACUACUGGCAACAGGAGAGGAAUUGAACGACAAGGGAUUCUAAGCAGCUUUAAUAGUGUGGAAUUUCUAUGAUAAAGAGAUGCUUUACAGAGUCAAGUUUCACAAGCAGAUGGUUUUAGGUCUUUCAUUCUCAUGCAACGAUCAAUACUUGGUAUCACUGGGAGGAAAAAUAGAUGGGAACUAGAUUGUAGUAUGGAAUAUGGAGGAAGGCAAAAGUGAGUGUCUUUAGUCUGCUUCAACUUAAGCUUCUGAGUCAUGCCAAGAUAUAAAAUUUCUCAAUAACAAUCCAUUCAAGUUCAUAACUGCUCAUAAUAAUGCAGUUAAGUUCUGGACUUUUGAUCCAAAUAAACAUAAAUUUACAGUAGUUGACUGCUAACUUGGGCAUAUCAAGAGAUUUGUUAACUGCAUCACAAUUGACAACACUGACACCUUUGCCUACUGCGGGACAAGGUCAGGUGACUUAAUAGAAAUAUUUAUUGAGAAAGCUACUUUUAAAAGAAUGGGUCCUCUCAACAGAAUGUUCAUUGGCGGAAUAAACUCAAUCUUAGCAACUCAGUUAUCUUUUAUUCUUAUAGGAGCAGGUGAUGGCACAAUAGCUAAAAUUAACAAAAAGACUAUGAAAAUUGAAGAAGGAUUCAUUGGCAAGACAAGAAUUUUACUAGAGCUCUCAUUAUUUGCCAAUCAGACAAAUUGUAUUUCCUUAGUAAAGAAACUAUAACUCUUAAUCAAAUUUAGAGGUUUUUCUGAAGUAUUUGCAACAUGUGCUGGAGGGGAAAUAAGAGUGUGGAAAGUCAAAACUUAGCAAGAAUUACUUAGGAUAGAGUUAGCAAAGACAGAUUUAAAUAUUAAGCAUGAGUGCAAUACAAUGGAAUUUAUGAGUGAUGGGAAAAGUAUUAUCACUGGUUGGACUGAUGGAAAAAUAAGAGCUUUUCUGCCAUAAUCAGGAAAACUUCUGUAUGUAAUUAAUGAUGCUCAUAAAACUAAUGAAGUCUCAUCUCUAGCAACUAGUGUUGACUGUACCAAAAUAGUAUCUGGGGGGAAUGAUGGAGAAGUAAGACUCUGGCACAUAGGUAGAUAGGUCUAAAAACUCUUGAUGAAUUAGAAAUAGCAUAGCAAGAAAAUUACUUGCAUAACAAUGCUCUUGAAUGAUCAAUAAGUGGCUUCAGCAUCACUAGAUGGGAAUAUCAUUAUUUGGGAUCUGAUGAGUAAAAUUCCUCUAUCAAAGUUGAAAGUGUUAUCAUCAGCUAAUGCAAUAGAGAGCGAAAAUAUCUAAAGAGGUAUAUUAAGCAUGGCCUAUAACUAUUAGCAUCAUGUGCUAAUGAGUUGUGGGCAAGAUCGAAGAAUAACUUUUUGGGACAUGAAUCAGAGUAAGGCCUACAGAAUAAUUCAAGCAUCUUAUGAUGGCGACUUAAAUCAGAUAUCUUUAAGUUUCAAUAACUAGCAAGUUGCUGUAGCUGACGAUAACGGAGAAGUUAAAGUCUUUGGAUUUGGAGAUGGAAAACUAAUAUAUCUCAAUAACAGUCAUUCUUAUCCAGUCACAUCUAUUAAAAUAUCGCCCGAUUCGAAAACUAUGAUUAGUGGUGACACAUCAGGCGCAAUUUUUAUAUGGAAACUAUGA